AUGGCAGCCAGGAUGUCUGUGGAAAUACUCCAGGAUGAAGUCUCCUGCUCCAUCUGCCUGGAUGAUGAAGGGGAGCUUUUCCAGAACCCCGUGUUCAUCCACUGCGGGCAUAGCUUUUGCCGAGUGUGCAUCACUGCACUGGGAGUCAGAGAGGUAGAAGGAGGGGAGAACUUGUGUGAGAAGCACCAUGAACCCCUGAAGCUCUUCUGCAAAGAUAAGCAAAAGCUUAUCUGCAUGGUGUGUGACAGGUCGAAGGUACACCAUGAGCAUUCUGUGGUUCCCGUGGACGAGGCUGCCCAGGAGUACAAGGAACAAAUUCAGACCCAACUGCAGCAUCUGAAAUUAGAGCAAGAGGGGUUUCAAUCUUCCAUGGAGCGCAGAGAAGAGAGAGUCCAGGACUACACCAAGAAGAGAGAAGCUGAGAAGCAGAAGAUUGUGACUGAAUAUAAGCAGCUGUACAAGUUCCUGGAGGAGCAGGAGUCCUUUUUGCUGGCCCAGCUGGAGCAGCUGCACACAGAGAUAAUGAACGUGCAUGGAGAAAAUCUCUCCAGCCUUUCGGAGGAGACCACGAGACUGGGCUUGCUGAUUGGGGAGAUGGAGAGGAUGUGCCAGCAGCCAGACUGUGAACUCCUGAAGGACGUGAAAACCACCUUCAGCAGGUGCAAGACUGAAACAUUCUCACACUCCCUUGAUAUUUCCCCUGAGCUGGAAGAGAAAUUCUGUGAUUUAACCAAGAAAACUGCAGCCAUCAAGGAGGCUAUGGAGAAAUUUCAAGGCAUACUGGAGGAGCUCAGUCUUCCUUUAACAACACAGGUGACACUGGACCUGAACACAGCCAAUGCCAGGCUUUACCUCUCGGAAGACUGCAGAGUCGUGCGGUGGGAAAGCCAUGAGCAGGACCUGCCCUGCAACCCGGAGAGGUUCAAAGAGUGUCCCUGCGUGCUGGGCUCAAGGGGCUUCACAUGGGGUUGGCACAGGUGGGAGGUGGAGGUCAGCAGAGAAUGCACGUGGGCCAUUGGGGUGGCCAAGGAGUCGGUGUUGAGGGCGAGGUUUCCCCUGAAAGGGGGGAUAUGGGCACUGCAUCACAGCAGAGAUGAGUACGAGGCUCUGACCUCUCCUCGUAACACCAGCUUGACCCUACGCAAUGUCCCCCAGCGGAUCCGAGUCUACUUGAACUGUGAGGAAGGGAAGGUGGAGUUUUAUGAUGCUGUGAGCAAGGAUCGGAUCUCUGCUUUUCUGCGGGGUUCUUUCAAAGGGGAGAAAGUCUACCCAUGGUUCAUGGUGUUAUGGGAUGCUCACCUCAAACUCGUGUUCCAAGGCAUGGGAGAAAAGAAAUAA
Molecule: messenger RNA, 1338 nt
Organism: Pterocles gutturalis (yellow-throated sandgrouse)
Lineage: Eukaryota; Metazoa; Chordata; Aves; Pterocliformes; Pteroclidae
Product: zinc finger protein RFP-like
Molecular function (GO): zinc ion binding; protein binding
Source: RefSeq, a predicted model, not a curated record